Hydractinia symbiolongicarpus is the source of this 2124-nucleotide messenger RNA. Its product is annotated as vacuolar protein sorting-associated protein 37A-like. The transcript is spliced from 14 exons. Gene Ontology annotation, biological process: protein targeting to membrane; protein targeting to vacuole; ubiquitin-dependent protein catabolic process via the multivesicular body sorting pathway. Bases 1003 to 2055 code for a protein of 350 amino acids. The record is from RefSeq and is a predicted model, not a curated record. Lineage: Eukaryota; Metazoa; Cnidaria; Hydrozoa; Anthoathecata; Hydractiniidae. Gene Ontology annotation, cellular component: ESCRT I complex.
UUAAAAGACCUCUUGUUUAGAAAAUUGUUCCAUUUACAAAACUAGAAGAUUUUCAUACAUUCUGUUUACAAUUUUGUAUUCACUAUACAUUUAUGUCGGGAGCAUUUUCGAAUUAUACUUUGAAUGUUUUUACUUUUAGAGAUAUUUCCCAUCUAAGUUUAGUACAAAAUUAUUCACUUUCUUUCAUCACACAUUAUAACUCGAGUUAGGUUUACAUUCACACCUUAAUUCGAAAAAGCACCCGUAGAUGUAUCAUUCCUUUACAAAGAAAAGUCACCCUCCUCCUAAAAGCUUUUAUUGUUUUGUAUGUGGAGUUUAAAACGUACGUAACACUCUCUGAAAAAAUGAACUCUGUGAAAGAGUUUUUUUUAAAAGUUCAUUAAUUUCUAACUCAUUCGUCUCCAUAGUAACGAAUGUAUUUUUAACACAUUCUAUGUGAUGCGCACAUGUCCACUCACUUCCGCACUUUGAUCAUAACGAAAGAACAUGGGUAAGAUAACAAAUAAUAAUAAGAAAGGACAAAGCAGUGAUAAAAAUAACGAUUGCUGUUUUUUGUAAUCUUUUGUGACGGUAAUUACAUUAUCAUAAAAGUUUGCUCAUCGAAAGUGAGUAAAAAUUAUUCCCAAGAUGAUGAAUUUAUGAACAUUCACAAAUGUGUUUUUCAGAGUACAAUAAGUUAUGUGUGUUAUGAAUGUAAAGUAGGUUUUUUGGAAUAAAGACAUUCUUUCAUAUUGUUUUUUCUUUUCUAUCAAAAAGCUCGUAUUCGAUUCUAUACGAAUGUGUAAAAAUUUUUUUUUUUAAAAAAAAUGAGAUUUUUUUCCUUACUCACCUUAAAAACUCUUUGAUUGUCAACCAGUAUAAAUAUUUUUUAACUUUUUAAAGAAAUUCUGGUUCUAGCGCUCAACUGGUUAUGUGGGAUAGUUCUAUGGUUAUUGUGCAACAAAGGUUAUUAUCAGUCAAACCGAAAAAAAUAUAACAUGCUAGUUCAGACACGAAAGCAAGAUGAAUUGGUUGUUUGGUAAAAAUUUAGAAGUUUCUUCUUUAACUUCCACCACUCCACUUCAACAACAGCGUUUGAAGCAGAUAAAAAGUUUAAAUACAUACCACCAAAAUGUUGUAGAGGUAAAGCGAGAUUCAGAAUAUACUGUAUCAUUUCAUUGUUGUGCAAAAACUAUUAUAUUAAAAAUUGUCUUACCAAAACAAUUCCCAAAUGAGAAGCCUAUUGUAUAUGCUCUACCUUCUUUUACACAUCAAUGGGUGGAUGAUCAGAUGCGAGUUGUUGGAUCACCAGGCUUAAACAUGUUUUACAUGCAUUCAGAUCUUGGAAAAGUCAUACAGCACAUAAUAAAAGAGUUUAAAAAGAACCCACCUCAAUUUUCUUCAUCAAGGGAUUACGAAGCUCCUCCAAUACCUUCUGGUUUUUCAUCUUCGUAUCAAUCAACUCCAAUUAGUAAUUUCAUUAAUACGCCGACCUCUACAAACCAGGAUGCCACAGUUAGGCCUCCAUUGUAUACAAGCUCCCGCAAAGUUGUUAGUAACAAGACAUCGUGUGGUAAUUUAGAAAUUGAUGCGGUGAUGGACAAACUGGAUCAAUUACAAAAAGAUGAGUUAGAACGAAUCUCCAAUAACCCUGAACUGUUGCUUGACUACAUAUUAGAAAUGCAAUCAGUUGUAAAUUUACAAGCUGAGAGGGCGAAACUUGUGGAAGACAAUGAAAACAUAGCUCAAAAAAAUAUGUCUUUGGAACCAGUUAUAGAAGAUUUAAAGGGUGAACUAAAAGAAAUGUUUGAAGAAUAUAAUGACAUAUAUAACAAGUUUCAAGUGGGAGCAAGAAUACAAGAUGAAUAUUGGCAGAUAUUUGACGUCAACACCAUCAGUACUAAUCUUCGUAUAAGUCUCAUGCAAUCAGAAGAAGAAUCUGAAAAGAUAGCAGAAGAUUUUCUUCAAGGGAAUAUAUUGCUGGAAGAAUUUCUUCCGAAUUUUCUGAAGAAGAGAAAGCUUUGUCACUUCAGAAGAUCGAAAGAAGAACGAGUUAAAAUAUUGCAACCAUACUAGGGCGGGAUGCCAUGUUGUAUUUUUGGUGUAAUAAGGUGUUAGAAGUAAAAAGAAUGUUUCCACCACCAA